This is a messenger RNA of Drosophila nasuta, 4421 nucleotides long. RefSeq lists its product as uncharacterized. Gene Ontology annotation, molecular function: DNA-binding transcription factor activity; RNA polymerase II cis-regulatory region sequence-specific DNA binding. Lineage: Eukaryota; Metazoa; Arthropoda; Insecta; Diptera; Drosophilidae. Gene Ontology annotation, biological process: regulation of transcription by RNA polymerase II. The record is from RefSeq and is a predicted model, not a curated record.
GUUGCUCAUAGUGAUUUUUCGCAGCAUUGAGUUAUGAACAGUCAGGAUUAUGGCGGCAUCCAAUGGAUACAACAGCACUCCGAAUCAUCGGAUCUGCUGGAAAACGGCGCCAACGAAAAUGAGGUGACUGCAGCCGCCGCCUAUUUGGUCAAUGGCAAUGCCACCGACGAGGAUCUCGAUCAUAUGGCGGCUGAGAAUCUCAUCUUUAUGGCACGCGACGGCCAGUUAAGCGAGAUCAUUGCCGCCAAUGAAGCUGGCGGUGGAACAGUUUUGAUCACAGACAGUGGCGUCGCCUAUGCAGAAUCCUUUGAUGAUGAUGCUCAAGUGGUCACCGAGGAGAUCAUCACUGAUGAUUGGGUGCAACACCAAGGCGCCGAGCGCGUGGAAAUCGCUGCCGAGCAAAUUGCGGGCAAUGCCAAUGCGUUGGAGCUGCUGGAUAUGGAGCAGGACGAGUAUACGGCGUUGCGCCCAUAUCCCUGUGAUUUCUGCAGUCGGCGUUUUCGCAAAAAGGCCAGUCUUAAUAAUCACAUGCUUGCCCAUCAAACGGAUCGCCCGCAUCUCUGUAAAUUGUGUGGAGCACGCUUCUCGCGCCGUGCCGAGCUAAUAAACCACUUUAAAGCACACGCCGAGGCCCAGGAUGCAGCUGAUGCGGAGGCUGCAUCGGCGGCAGCGGCAGCGAUUAAAUUUGAACCACAGCAACAGCAGCGGCAAAUUGUUGAUCAUUUCUAUGAGCAAGAGUGGCCCAUGUAUCCCGAGCAAGAACAGGAGCAAGAGCAACAACAGCAGCAGCAGCAACACAUUCAGGACACCGAGCAACUAACGGUGGUGCAGCAGGCCAGCUAUGCGGAGCCAGUGGCGGCGCCAACAGCGGUACGAGGACGCAUCAGCCGUCUCAAGCCCAAGGAGGAGAGCACACAGUAUAUUGUACUUGCAGAAAAGCAGGCGGCAGCUGAUGAACUCCAGCAGUUUAUGGAACAGUUGCCGGCGGAACUGGACAGUGCCACAACAACAACGGCAGCAGCAGCCGCCAUAGAAUCCCCAGCCACAACAGAUAAUCAACAGGCGUCUGAAGCUUCGCGUUUCCCAGUGCUGGACGAGAGCAAACCAUUUGUUUGCCAGCAAUGUGGCUUGGCGUUUGCGCGCGAAAAGGCGCUUGUGUCACACAUUAAGAAUCAUCGCGUGGAUUCGCCUUUCGAGUGCAAUCAGUGCCAGGAAAUGUUCUGGGACACGCACAGUUUGCAGGAGCAUCAGAAGACGCAUCAGUUCGAGGAGAGCAACUCGGAAUAUGAUCCCGCCUCGGCAGGCGAAGAUAGCGCCAGCGAAUCGGAAGCCGAACAGCUUUAUGGUGAUUUCUAUUGCACAGAAUGCGGCAUUUCGUUUCAUCGCCAGGAUCUGUUGCGACGUCAUGCCAAACAGCAACAUGCCACAGAGGGCAGUGCAGAUGCUGAGGGCGAGGGCGACGUCGGCGAUGGCGAUGCCGAGAAUACCAAAGAUGCGACGCAUUGUUGUGACACAUGCGGCAAAUCAUUUGCUCGUGCCUUGGAGCUGCGUGCUCACGCCGAGAUUCAUGCACGUUUUCCGCCUUUCAAAUGCGUCUUGUGUGGCAUCAGUUUCUAUGAGGAACAGGCCAUCAAACGUCACUUGCACACGCGUCAUCCACACGAACUGAAGCCCAACUCGUGUGUGCUCUGUGGUAAAGAGUGUCGCGAUCGCAAAGCGUUGAUCAAACAUGCCUGGGACCAUUCGCGUGAAAAAUGCCACUCGUGCUCCAAGUGCGGCAAGAACUUUCACAACAAGGCACGCCUGAAGCGACACAUGGCCUCGCAUCGUGAUAAAUCCGUCAUUUGCGAGGUGUGCCACGAGGAAUUCCCCGACGGACGCACACUUUCCAAUCACCGACAUUCGCAUAGCACAACGUCGCCGGGCAAACUCUUUCCCUGCCACGAGUGCGGCAAAACUUUCGGUUCGCGCAGCUCCCAGCAGAUUCAUGUGCGCAUUCACACGGGCGAACGUCCGUACGGGUGUCGCUACUGCUGGAAGGCCUUCGCCGAUGGCGGCACCUUGCGCAAGCACGAACGCAUUCACACCGGUGAAAAGCCUUACGCCUGCUCCGUGUGCCCACGGGCCUUCAAUCAGCGUGUCGUUCUGCGCGAGCACAUACGCUCGCAUCAUUCGGGACUCGAUGCAGUGCGGGGCACUUAUUAUUGCACCGUCUGCACUGCGGAUCUGUCCUCUUCCAAUGAGCUUAUCCAUCAUCUCAUUCAGCACAGCGACACAAAUACCGCCAAGCAACGACAGCCAAUCACUGGUCCCCGCAAAUACAAGCGACGAAGGAAACUGCAACCGCAUGAAAUUGCGCACAUGCGGGCAGAGAACAAGGAUGGCGAUGAGUAUGCCAGCGACAUGGAUCUCGGUGAACUGGACGUGGAAAACGUGGACGAUUUCUUCGAUGGCGCCCAUGCAGCGCCCAGCAAAAAGGAGAAACGCAAACGCAAUGCUGCUAGCCAAACAAAGCCAGCGGCCAAUGGAGUUAAUAACAAUGCAACGACACCAGCUAAAUCCGGUAAUCAAGAGCGUGGUUGGGACGAUAAAUUCCUACAGGCCAAUAGCAAUGGCAAUGCCGGAGGCAGCAACGCUGCAAACGAUGACGCUUUUAAGAGCAUCUUUCAAAUCGAUUCGAUGGUUAUGGUCAAUGACACCACACUGCAGCCGAUCAGCACAUCCAGCAGUGGUGCUGCAGUUGCGUCAAAGACGCGUCGCAGUGCCAAGCAAACGCCACAAACACAGCAGCAGACACCGAACAACAAGUCGGGAGCAACAGCGACCAACGAGUCAAGUACGACGGUAUCUUCGAGCACUCGCAGCAGCCGCAAAAAAAAACUGAAAUCCAGCAAAGCGACAAGCGCAGCGACGGCAGCAGCUGCUGCAAGCAGUUCCCGUCCACGCAUGAUCCAUACGGAAAAGACCCGAGUGCCGCAAGAGAAUGCGACAAAGAAGUCGACGCGAGGUCGUUCGUAUGUGACGCGGACAAAUGCCAGCGAAACCAGCAGCAGCCAGCAGCUAGGUGGUCUGGUCAAGUCGAGUGGCGUCGCCAGUUCGUGCAUUGUGGAUGACUAUGAGAUUAUAUCGCCCGCCACCCAGCCACCGAAUCAGAUCAGCUCGAGUCCGCUGCACAUUAAGCAGGAACAGGAGCAGCAUCAGCACCAACAGCAGCGCGGGUCGCUCAUGUACGAUGACACACAUCUGCUGAUCGAUACGGCGCUGUUGCGCGAGAAGACCUACGAGAAGUUCAAUCCCAGCAUUGUCAAUGAUCUCGAGGAGAUAUUGCGCAGUCCGCUGAAGCAUGAUCGCAAUGCGAGGCUUCGUUUCACCAGCGAAUCGUCGACAACGCCACAGUUUCUGCCCGAAGAGGAACAGAAUCUGAUUAAAAUCGAACCAACGUCGCCGGAUCUGCGUGAAAUGGUCGAGAGUCAGCAGCGCGUUAGCUCCGCUGGACAUGGCGGCACACCCACAUCGUCAUCAUCGGCGGCGCGUACUUCACGCCAUCUGCGACAAUUAACUGCCAACUCGAGUUCACGAACUGCCGCAAAACGUGGCAGCAACAGUAAAGCUGGAUCCACGUCGAGUGCCAAGAAAUCCGCAUCAUCCUCAUCGUCAUCGUCGUCGUCUGUGGCCGUUAGCAAAGCCAGCAACUCGUACCUCAGCUAUGGCGUUGAUUCCUACCAUGUGAGUGUGGCUGGCAAUGCCAGCUCUUCGGAUGUCAGUUCUGGUUUCUUUUCCAUCUCUGAAGUGGUCUCCGCUGCCGAUGCCGCCGAUGCAGCUGCCAAGGCAGCAGCCGCCAAUAAACCGGAGCGUCGCGCCCGUUGCUAUGAGUGCGAGAUGUGUUCGGCCAACUUUCCGGAUCGAGCUCAGUUGCUGGAGCAUGUGCAUAUACACAUCUGAUCAAUCAAUAUACAUAUGUGUGUUGAUACGGAGAGGGAAUUGUUAUUGGAACUGUUUUGUAGCGCUUGUUAGUAACACAACUGUUAAGUUACUAAAACUAAAUGAAGGAAAAAAAAAACAUGUAAUGAAAAGAAAACUAAUACCACAAUUAAUGUAAUCAUUAAGUUUUUGCUUAAGUUUCUCGCAGGAACAAACGUAUUUUUUGAAAUAUUUACGUACAUUUCAAUUACAAAUUGGAAACACUGUUAGGCGAGACGAAUAAUCUAUAUAUAAACCUAUAAAAAUGAUAUAUAUAUAAAAAUAUGUAUAAUACAAACAUAUACUGUAAUAUAGGAGCAUUGAGAGAUCGUUGAUUAAUGCGUUAUUUAAAUUGCGUAAAGAGCGUAGCUAUAAGGCUUUUUAAAUUUGUACCUCAAUUUUGUUUCUAAAGAAUUGGUAUGCUGAAGUAAAUAAAUCCAUAAUGGUUUUUCAUUUAAAAA